This is a messenger RNA of Budorcas taxicolor (takin), 381 nucleotides long. RefSeq names its product galectin 2 (gene LGALS2). Lineage: Eukaryota; Metazoa; Chordata; Mammalia; Artiodactyla; Bovidae. Gene Ontology annotation, molecular function: carbohydrate binding. The record is from RefSeq and is a predicted model, not a curated record. Bases 16 to 381 code for a protein of 121 amino acids. The transcript is spliced from 3 exons.
UUUGAGAUUGCGAACAUGGACAUGAAGAUGGGGUCAAGCCUGAAGAUCAAGGGCAAGAUCGCUGACGGGGCUAAUGGCUUUGUGAUUAAUUUGGGCCAGGGGACAGAUAAACUGAACCUGCAUUUCAACCCACGCUUUGGUGAAUCCACCAUCGUCUGCAACUCACGUGAUGGCAACAGCUGGGGGGCGGAGCAACGGGACAAUCACAUGUGCUUCAGCCCAGGGUCAGAAGUCAAGCUCAUCGUGACCUUCGAGAACAAUGAAUUCAAGGUGAAGCUGCCAGACGGGCACCAGUUGACCUUUCCCAACAGGCUGGGCCACAGCCACCUGAGCUACCUGGGUGUGCAGAACUUCCUCGUCUCCUCCUUCAAGCUGGAGUAG